AUGGCAGCGGUUCCGUCAGCAGCAACCGAUUCUGAGAGGAGACCAUCCCUAUCGGGCGCCAGUAUAAGAGGAAGCCUUCGUCAAGCUCGCGGCUCUAUUGUCUCUAUCCCUGGAUCUCCCCAUACGCCGCAACAACAACGCCCGAUACUAUCUCCCUAUACAGGAACCUCGUCCCCGGGCUCUUCGUUUCGUCAGGAGGAAGAUGCAGCAGUACUAGAAAUUGGCUCGAGGUGGCUUCGUGCCGGGUUUGAAGGAAAUAGCAUGCCUACCUGUGUGACUGGGUUCGGAACAGAAGAAGGUAGAAGGGUUGGUGAUUAUCGAGGUUGGAUUAGGAACAACAACAGAACUGUGAGGAAACGACUUACUUAUGAUGUUGAGACAUGGUCAAAGAAUUAUGAGCUUUGGACCUCAGAUCUCCGGGGCUUUGAUAUCCAACUAUUUGAGGAUAGGAUCGAGCGUGCUAUUCGAGAAGUGUAUAACAAAUAUCUGCUCACGGACGCUGGUUCCUCAAGGCUAGUGCUUGUUAUACCCUCAAUUGUCCCUCAUCCAUUGCUGGCAUCACUUUUGUCAACUAUAUUCCACCGCUGGAAAUAUCCUAGUAUUACGUUAUUGCCAACUGCAGCGAUGGCGACUGUAUCAGCUGGUUUACGGUCAUCCCUUGUUGUAGACAUUGGAUGGGAGGAAACUGUUGUUACUGCUGUUUACGAAUAUCGAGAAAUCCGGUCAAAACGAAGUACUCGCGCCAUGAAGAUGAUGAUGUAUGAAAUGGGGAAGAUGCUCAGCAGUGUUGUUUAUGAUAUCGAGGGAUCUAGUUCUAGGGGGAAAGAAGGCUCAAUAUGUAUUCCAUUUGAGCUUUGUGAGGAAAUUUUGGUACGACUGGCCUGGUGCGAGAAAAGUUCUCAGAAUAAUGAAGACUCAGAGUUUAUGAGUGCGCACUCCGCUCCAUCUACAGUCUCAGACGGCGGCAAUAGGGAUACUUAUUCUCGCUCAUUGGACUCAAAAGUGUCCAUUCCCUUGCCGGUUGGAUCUGAUUCGAAAUACACGGAAAUACCCUUUUCACAGUUCUCACAGCCCACGGAAACUACUUUAUUCGGUGGGCUAUAUGAAACCCGAGAUUGGGAUGACGAAGACAUGCCCUUGGAUAUUCUAAUAUAUUACUUCCUUCUGUCACUACCACCAGACCUUCGAGGCACCUGUAUGUCACGGAUAGUGUUUACAGGCGGCGGUGCGAACAUUCCAGGAGUACGACAACGCAUAUUAGAUGAUGUAAAUGCCCUGAUUGAAAAGAACCAAUGGUCUGUAUCUCGGGGAAAAUUCUUAAACAAGAGGAAGAGCCGUUUAUACGAACAGAGCCAAAACGCAAACUUCACGCCAUCAACCACGGACGAACCCAACCCUACGUUCCGGGAGCCCCCCGAGCUAGAAUCAAAUUUUAUCGAUGAGAAAAUGGAUCUAAAACGGAAAGAUGAUAGACAUGUUCACGGAGUACUUCGCCAAGUAGAAUCGAUGGGUCCGUGGACUGGAGCUAGUCUUCUGGCCAGCCUCAAAGUCAGGGGUAUGGUAGAAGUUGAACGUGAGAAAUAUCUGCAACAUGGCCUGGCUGGCGCCAACCGUGAUUAUGAACUGAACCCACCUGAUCGGAGAUCCGGUCAUGGACCAGGAGCUGCUCGAGCAGGCGGAGACAGGUCCAGCUGGACCCUUGGCGAAUGGAGAUGA
Messenger RNA from Nannizzia gypsea CBS 118893, 1716 nucleotides. RefSeq lists its product as hypothetical. The coding region runs from base 1 to 1716 and encodes 571 amino acids. The record is from RefSeq and is a predicted model, not a curated record. The transcript has a single exon. Lineage: Eukaryota; Fungi; Ascomycota; Eurotiomycetes; Onygenales; Arthrodermataceae. Gene Ontology annotation, biological process: microtubule-based movement.